Molecule: messenger RNA, 1209 nt
Organism: Leguminivora glycinivorella
Lineage: Eukaryota; Metazoa; Arthropoda; Insecta; Lepidoptera; Tortricidae
Exons: 2
Coding region: 1-1209 (402 amino acids)
Source: RefSeq, a predicted model, not a curated record
AUGGAGACUUUUCUUAGUACUGAUCCAACUUUAUCCGUUAUCCCUUUCACAUACGGCAAAAAGGCUGGUUGCCUGUCAACCUGCGGAUGUCUCUCCCCCUUCUUAGUCUUGCGCGGGAUUGUUAUUGUUAGUCAGAUUGGAUCUCCUUCAUACCACUUAGCGAAGCAUGUUGCGGGUGUAUUGCAAACGCUAGUAGGGAAGACUACGUCGUUUGUAAAGGACUCUCGUCAUUUUAUUGACAUUGUGAAGACCAUAAAAUUGGAACCAGAGGAGAUUAUGGUGAGUUUCGACGUGGAGUCGUUAUUCACCAAUGUUCCAUUAAGGGAGUGUCUGGGCAUUGUUAAGACGAAACUCGUGGAGAACGGUCAUCCUGAGGGGUACGUCACGCUGUUGGAGCAUUGUCUGGAGGGGAAUUAUUUCCUCUACCAUGGACAGUUUUAUCUGCAGGUGGAUGGAGUAGCAAUGGGCAGUCCAGUAGCCCCAGUAAUUGCUAACAUAUGGAUGGAGCAUUUUGAAGAGUUAGCAUUACGCUCCGGACCGCCUGUGAUUACACUGUGGAAGAGAUACGUAGAUGACGUGUUCUGCAUUUUGAGGGGCAGCUCCGAUACAGUGGAACAGUUCGUUGACCAUUUAAACUCCAUCCAUCCAAAGGUAAAGUUUACCUUCGAGAUGGAGAGCGACAGAUCCCUACCUUUCCUGGAUGUAAAGUUGAAAGCUAAACCAGAUGGAACCCUGGCACACUCCGUAUACAGAAAGCCCACCCACACUGACAGGUACCUGCAAGCUUCUUCCCAUCAUCAUCCGAGACAUCUGCAAUCGGUGGUCACAUCCCUGGUUAACAGGGCUCGAGACUUAUGUGACUCUGAACACUUAGACAAGGAGUUAGCCCAUGUUCAGAAGGUGCUGAGGAAAAAUGGGUAUUUGCAGACAAUCCCGCGCAAGACUAAGAAGGGGGAGAGACAUCCGCAGGUUGACAGGCAACCAGCCUUUUUGCCGUAUGUGAAAGGGAUAACGGAUAAAGUUGGAUCAGUACUAAGAAAAGUCUCCAUUAAGACUGUAUACACACCGUUAUCUAAAGUAGCGAGUCUCUUACGCAGUCCUAAGGAUGUCAUUCCGUACCAAAGUCCGGGUGUCUACAAGAUAGAUUGCAGUUGUGGAAGUGCGUAUAUUGGCCAAACAAAGCGCAGCGUUCAAGAGAGGAUAUACUAA